Stegostoma tigrinum is the source of this 494-nucleotide messenger RNA. RefSeq names its product utrophin-like. NCBI's taxonomy places the organism in Eukaryota, Metazoa, Chordata, Chondrichthyes, Orectolobiformes, Stegostomatidae. The coding region runs from base 5 to 427 and encodes 140 amino acids. The record is from RefSeq and is a predicted model, not a curated record. The transcript is spliced from 2 exons. Gene Ontology annotation, cellular component: plasma membrane. Gene Ontology annotation, biological process: synaptic signaling.
CGACAUGUCCAUCCUGGGCCUCCUGCAGUGCCACAACAAUGCCACCCGAAGGUUGCAGGAACAGCAACUCAUAUUCUGCUUAGGAACCCUGCAGCCCAAAGAACCUACCCCAGAAGAGAGAGCUAAAGCUGUCCGCAAACAGUCAAUAGAAGUGAAGGAAACUUGGGAGCAAUUGAAAACCCAUGCGAGCAACUGGCAGAAACAGGUGGAAAAGGCGUUGGAGAAACUUCAAGAACUGCAGAAAGCUCUGGAUGACCUUGAGGCUCAUGUGAUAACAGCUGAGGGGAUCCACACUGAUUGGCAACCUGUGGGUGACCUGUUUAUUGACUCAUUGCAGAAUCACAUUGAUAAAACCACAGUAACUGCAAUUACAUUACACUUCACUUAUGAACAUGUAACCACAAUGUUGUAUCGAGAUGAUCAGUAAUAGGAGUACUUCAGUAAUAUUGAUUGAAUGGUUGUUAACUUAAUUUGCAAAUUAAAACUUCGUUGAG